AACAUACGGGGACGAUGUGCAUUUCUCUUCUCCUUUAAAACGCAGAGUUUCACUUUUGCGUCCCACUGGGUUCCGUUUCUCCUAAAUAUCCGCGAUAGAUAUAGAUUGGACUUGUUGAGGAAACCUCUGAAAAGCCCCUUUAAGAAUGCAACUUUCACUUCCCAUUUCACCCGGGAAAGUCCCCACGAUUUUCCCAUUUCACCACCCCAACAUUUCAAAACCACCAACAACUUGUCUCCAAUCCCAUGUCGGUCCCGUGAAUUCACUGAAAACUUCCCAGUAUUUGUCGUCCAUCAGCCGAGUCAUCAGCGAAGAAGAAGAAUAUCGGAAAGCCCGGGCGGCCGUGACCCGCAAAGGUGUCGACUUGGAAGGCUACACCAUUGAAGGGCUUUCGAUAGGUGGACACGAAACGUGCGUGAUUAUACCGGAAUUAAAGUGCGCUUUUGAUAUUGGGAGGUGCCCCAGUAGAGCUAUUCAGCAGAACUUUGUGUUUAUCACUCAUGGUCAUCUUGACCAUAUUGGUGGGUUACCAAUGUACGUAGCAAGUCGUGGUUUGUACAGCUUAAAGCCACCAACAAUAUUUGUGCCUCCUUGCAUUAAAGAUGAUGUUGAGAAGCUGUUUGACAUUCACCGGUCCUUGGGGAAUGUGGAACUAAACCUUGAUUUGAUUGCAUUAGAUGUGGGUGAAACUUAUGAAAUGCGGAAUGAUAUUGUUGUCCGACCUUUUAAAACUCACCAUGUCAUACCAAGCCAGGGCUAUGUCAUCUACUCUGUGAGAAAAAAACUUAAGAAGCAGUACAUUCAUCUGAAAGGAAAGCAAAUUGAGAAAUUGAAGAAGUCUGGUGUUGAGAUUACAGAUACCAUACUAUCUCCUGAGGUGGCCUUUACAGGAGAUACAACAGCAGAGUAUAUGCUGAAUCCACGCAAUGCAGAUGCGUUGAGAGCAAAAGUUCUUAUAACUGAGGCAACUUUCUUGGACGAAGGGUGUAGCAUUGAGCACGCACAACAACAUGGUCAUACCCAUUUGUCAGAGAUCAUUGAAAAUGCUAAGUGGAUUCGGAAUAAAGCAGUACUGUUAACUCAUUUCUCCUCACGCUACCAUAUAGAGGACAUCCGUCAAGCUGUACUGAAGUUGCAAUCCAAGGUGUCAGCAAAAGUGGUACCUCUAACUGAAGGUUUUAAGUCAAUAUAUGCUUAGCCAUCCCGGAAUCUUAUUAAUCUUUAUUAGAAUUGUAGUCAGUCAGCAUCUGAGUGGGGGAAGAUGUGUUCUUUUUAUGUAUAAAUCUUCUUUAUUAUGCCCAGAAUGUAUUAUUUUGUUAUGUAAUAGUCAAUACACGCUUUAUAUUAUUGGAAUGAACAAAGUGUCGUAGUCUGUUAA
This is a messenger RNA of Mangifera indica (mango), 1378 nucleotides long. Its product is annotated as tRNase Z TRZ2, chloroplastic. Lineage: Eukaryota; Viridiplantae; Streptophyta; Magnoliopsida; Sapindales; Anacardiaceae. The coding region runs from base 146 to 1198 and encodes 350 amino acids. The transcript is spliced from 8 exons. The record is from RefSeq and is a predicted model, not a curated record.